UCCUCGCGGAGCGGUGUGAGGCGGAGAGGGCGCUUGCGACUCGGCGGUUUUUUUUUUACAGCGGCAAUUAUAUUAAUUGUGCAUUUAUUUGGUAUUGUUUUAAUAAACCGUGUUAAUUUCUCUUUUCCGCCUCCUAGUAGACGCUGGAACUUCAGUAGUAAAUCUACGCCGCGCGUUAUUUUAUAUUUCGAGUGCUUUUUUUUUUGUGCUUCGCCGGUCGCGUUCCAAUCAUGUUCUGGCGCGUUUUCUGCGCGGGGCUCCUUCUGGCGCCCCUCUUCUCCGAGGCCGCGGUGCCCGGCUGUGCGGAGCGCUGUGACAAGGCGCUCUGCCCGCCGAUACCCGCGGACUGCCUGGCCGGGGACGUGCUCGACCGUUGCGACUGCUGCCCGGUGUGCGCGUCCGGCGAGGGCGAGCCGUGCGCGCGCCCGGGCGACUGCGCGGACGGCAUGCGCUGCUCCGUGCAGAAUGGGGUCGGCUACUCCUCCACCGUCAGGAAGCGGGCCAAGGCCGGCGUGUGCGUGUGCAAGAGCCCCGAUCCCGUGUGCGGCAGCGACGGCGUCUCGUACCGGAACAUCUGCGAGCUCAAGAGGGUCGUUCAGCGCGCGCAGGAGCUGCAGCAGCCGCCCGUCAUCUUGAUCCAGAGAGGAGCCUGCGGACAGGGCCAAGAGAACCCAGACAGCCUCAGGCACCGGUACAACUUCAUCGCCGACGUUGUGGAGAAGAUUGCCCCAGCUGUGGUUCACAUUGAACUUUAUCGCAAGACGCCAUUUACCAAGCGGGAGGUGGCUGUGGCCAGCGGCUCUGGGUUCGUGGUCUCGGAGGACGGGCUCAUCGUGACCAAUGCCCACGUGGUGGCCAACAAGCACCGGGUCAAAGUGGAGCUGAAGAGCGGUGCCAACUUUGACGCCAAGAUCAAAGACGUGGACGAGAAGGCCGAUAUCGCCCUCAUCGAAAUCGAUGCCCCGAUGAAGCUCCCUGUGCUGCUGCUGGGGCGCUCGGCGGACCUGCGGCCUGGAGAGUUUGUGGUGGCCAUUGGUAGCCCAUUCUCCCUGCAGAACACUGUCACCACGGGCAUCGUGAGCACCACCCAGCGUGGGGGCAAAGAGCUGGGCCUGCGCAACUCUGAUAUGGACUACAUUCAGACAGAUGCCAUCAUCAAUGUGAGUACUAAGCCGCCAGUCCCCAUUAUCAGUAUGAGUACUACCCUGCCAUGGUUCCCAUGGUAUUCUGGGGAAGUGACGCAGUGCCUUCUCUCCAUGUGUGGUGCCAUCUCUGAUCUACUCGUUUUCUUUCAGUACGGCAAUUCGGGAGGUCCACUGGUAAACCUGGAUGGCGAGGUGAUCGGAAUCAACACCCUGAAGGUGACGGCCGGCAUCUCCUUCGCCAUCCCCUCUGACAAGAUCCGCCAGUUCCUGGCCGAGUCAUACGACAGGCAGGCCAAAGGAAAAACGGCUUCCAAGAAGAAGUACAUUGGCGUACGGAUGAUGACUCUCACUCCAACACUUGCCAAGGAGCUGAAGGAGCGGCAGAGAGACUUCCCAGAUGUCACGUCCGGGGCAUAUGUCAUCGAGGUCAUUUCCAAAACGCCAGCUGAAGCUGCGGGUCUGAUGGAGAGUGAUGUCAUCAUUUCCAUCAACGGCCAGCCCAUCACCUCUGCCAGUGAUGUGAGCAGCGCCAUCAAGAAGGAUGACACCCUGCAGCUGGUGGUGCGGCGCGGCAACGAGGACAUCAUCCUCACCGUCGUCCCCGAGGAGAUCGACCCUUGACCCACCCAUCCACCCACCCACCCCCGCGCCUGCCACGAGCUGGUUCUCCGUGUUCGUCCAUGGACGUCUGUGGGGGCGGGCACCUCCGGAGCCGCUCCCGCCCUAGAUCCUCUGUCCAAUAGGCUUCGUUCAUUGCGGUCGGAAAAGCCGAAAGCGCCUCCGGGAACGGAACCGUUCUGUGCGACGGCGUCGCAGCGUAUUGUACUCAGCUACCUGUGCGCGAUCCUUCCCUCGCGUACGACAUUAUCGCUCUCUCCUCUCCUCCGUUUGCUUGAGCGCUGUUUCGUAACUCUUCUCCGUGUUUUCUUUCCUUAGUGUUCAUCCCGUUCUUAUUGCUCGCAGGACUCCACCGCCAGUCCGUCAAGUGGAGACGCAGAGAGGAGUGGGGAUCGCAGGAUACUGUCGUGUUUUUUUUUUUAAGUCCUUUUAUUGUCAUGUUUGUUUGUUUGUUUUUGUUUCCGUUUAAACGACAUCUACACGAAAGGGGAAUAAAAGUAUUUCGUUGUCUUUUUU
This is a messenger RNA of Scleropages formosus (Asian bonytongue), 2279 nucleotides long. Its product is annotated as serine protease HTRA1B-like. Gene Ontology annotation, biological process: positive regulation of apoptotic process; programmed cell death; proteolysis. Gene Ontology annotation, molecular function: protein binding; serine-type endopeptidase activity. The transcript is spliced from 8 exons. NCBI's taxonomy places the organism in Eukaryota, Metazoa, Chordata, Actinopteri, Osteoglossiformes, Osteoglossidae. Bases 231 to 1766 code for a protein of 511 amino acids. Gene Ontology annotation, cellular component: extracellular region. The record is from RefSeq and is a predicted model, not a curated record.